AAUCUCUUGUUUCCUGGCUUUCACGUAAUUUUUAAAAUUUAAAAAAUUAACAAGAAUUAAAGAAAGAAUGGACGUGAAUAAACCAAGAAUGACAGACAAGCAGAAAUGAACAAAUCUAAUGAAGUCUGCUGUUUUGGAUUAAGAUUUCUUUCUUGUAGUUAGUGUUGUGUUUUUCCCAUAUUCGAACAUCAUAGAUAUAUUCGACGUUGCUUGAGUGUAGGGACGACAGCUAAUGAUAGGAAGAUUCAAUGAAAACAGAUAUAGUUUUAUUAAUAGUCAAUAGUUGGAUAGAUGAAUGGUGAGAGAGAGAUGCCGGGGAGGAGGAAGCAGAAGCUGAAAUGGAGCAAGCUCUACACAUUUUCAUGCCUGCGGGCGAGCGCGGAUGAUUCUGCACCGGCCGAUAAACUUCUCGGGCAGCCGGGGUUCUCGCGCGUGGUUCACUGCAACGAGCCGCAGCUGCACCGGAGCAAGCCGUAUAAGUAUUCGGACAACUAUGUCUCGACAACCAAGUACAACGUUGUAACGUUUCUGCCGAUAGCUCUGUUUGAGCAGUUUCGCAGAGUUGCCAAUUUGUACUUCCUCUUAGCAGCAAUUCUUUCGCUCACGCCGUUAGCCGCUUUCAAUCGAGUGAGCGUGGUGGCGCCGCUCGUGUUUGUGAUCGGCAUUAGCAUGAUCAAAGAGGCCGUUGAAGAUUGGCAUCGGUUCUUGCAGGAUAGGAAAGUGAACUCGAGGAAGGUGAUGGUUCAUGUGGGAGACGGAUUGUUUGUGCGGAAAUCAUGGGCGAAUUUGGUGGUGGGAGAUGUGGUGAAGGUAUCAAAGAAUGAAUACUUUCCUAGCGAUCUUCUUCUGCUGUGUUCGAGCUAUGAAGAUGGGCUAUGCUACGUGGAGACCAUGAAUCUGGACGGCGAGACGAACCUCAAAGCUAAACGAAGUUUAGAAGCCACUCUCUCUCUGGAUGAAGAAACUGCAUUCUGCAGAUUCAAGGCCACGCUUCGUUGCGAGGAUCCCAAUCCAAGCCUCUACACGUUCGUGGGCAAUCUAGACUACAACCAAGAAUCGUAUCCCUUAAGCCCAGAGCAAAUUCUGCUACGAGACUCAAAGCUUCGCAACACAGAAUACGCGUAUGGCACGGUGAUCUUCAGCGGUGCAGACACUAAGGCAGUCAGGAACUCCACAAGAUCUCCAUCCAAACGGAGCAGGGUGGAGAGGAAGAUGGACCACGUCAUCUAUCUCCUUUUCGGGAUGAUGCUUUUCAUCUCUUUAGUCACUGCAUUCUGCUCUGCAAUUUUCACCAACGAUGCAGAUGUGAAGAGAUGGUAUCUCCAGCUUCACGCCAGUGAUGAUAGUCUGUUUGAUCCCAAUAAUCCUACAUUGUCUGGUUUCUUGCAAUUUGUGAAGGCCCUCAUGCUGUACGGCUACUUGAUACCGAUAUCUCUGUAUGUUUCGAUUGAAGUGGUGAAGGUUCUUCAAGCUAUGAUGAUCAACAACGAUCUUGCUAUGUAUGAUGAGGUGACGGGGAAGGCAGUGGAGGCGCGGACUUCCAAUCUAAACGAGGAGCUCGGGCAGGUGGAGAUGAUCCUGUCGGAUAAGACAGGAACCUUAACCUGCAACCAGAUGGAGUUCAGGAAGUGCUCCAUUGAAGGGAUUUCGUUUGGUGGUGAAGUGACUGAGGUGGAUCUUGCAGCUUCUAGAAGGAUGAACAUCGACGUGGAGAGGCAUAGGUUCAGCUUGGACGGCUCUGAUUCGACUGCACGGAGCAUUGAGAUGUUUGAUCUGUCCACAGCGGAUGGCAGCACGGAGAAGGAAGGUUUAGGGUUGAAUGAGGGUGGCAAAGGUAGGAAUUCGAGGAUCUCGAUUUCUGACAAGGAGCGUCGUAUCAAGGGCUUCAACUUCAGAGAUGGGAGAUUGAUGGACAAGAUGUGGAUUUAUAGGUCUAAUGUGGGUGAGAUGGUAAUGUUUUUUAGAGUCAUGGCUCUGUGCCACACAGGGAUUCCUGUUGACGACAAAACCGCGUACGAGGCCGAGUCGCCUGAAGAGGUGGCGUUUCUGAUUGCAGCAAGAGAGUUUGGUUUCAAGUUUUGUCAAAGAACUCAAUCUACUAUGGUUGUUCAAGAACUUGAUCCUAUGUCAGGAAUGGAGGUGAUGAGAGAGUACAAGCUUUUGAAUCUGUUGGAAUUCAAUAGCUCAAGAAAGAGAAUGUCAGUGAUAGUAAGCAAUGAAGACGGUGAAAUCUUCCUUUUCUGCAAAGGGGCUGAUGAGGUUAUCUUUGAUAGACUAAGUGAAGGCGGAAGAACGUAUCAGCAGGCGACGGUGAUGCACCUCUCAAACUACGCGGAAGAUGGGCUUCGGACAAUGGUGUUUGCCUACAGAAAAGUAAGUGUGUCUGAAUAUGAGAGGUGGAGCUCUGUAUUCGCAAAGGCAAAGGCGACUGUGUGUCCAGAACGAGACGAGUUGCUCGAGAAUGCCUGUGAGAUGAUAGAGAAAGAUCUCAUCUUACUAGGCGCUGUCGCAGUUGAAGAUAAGUUGCAGAAAGGGGUUCCUGAAUGCAUUGAUAAGCUAGCACAAGCAGGCUUGAAGAUUUGGCUGCUGACUGGUGAUAAGAAGGAAACAGCAGUGAAUGUAGGAUUCGCAUGCAGUUUACUUCGGCAUGACAUGGAGCAGCUCCAUCUAUCCACGAGCAACGAGCUGCGAAUGAAGGAUGUGACGGAAGAAAUUAUGAGCCAAUUGCAAAGCUUCAACCAUGUGAUCAGUGAAGAAGAGAGAAGAGAUGCUCCUUUUGCUCUGGUGGUGGAUGGGAAGGCUCUGGAACAUAUAUUUCGCAACAACCAUUUGUGCCAACAUUUCUUGUCCGUGGCUAUGAACUGCGAUGUUGUAAUAUGCUGCCGCGUCUCUCCCAAGCAGAAAGCAUUGAUCACGAGGAGGGUUAAGGAGCAUUCGGGCAAGACGAUCUUGGCCAUCGGUGAUGGGGCUAACGAUGUUGGCAUGAUUCAGGAAGCUGAUAUUGGAGUCGGCAUCAGUGGAAUGGAAGGCAUGCAGGCAGUAAUGGCGAGCGAUUUCUCAUUGCCUGAAUUUCGAUUUCUGGAGAGAUUACUCAUCAUUCACGGCCACUGGUGUUAUAGAAGGAUUUCUAAGAUGAUUGUGUACUUCGUAUACAAAAACGUGGCGUUUGGGCUGACUCUGUUUUACUACAACAUGCUGAGUGGGGUGUCGGGGCAGGAGCUGUACGACGACUGGUACAUGGUGAUGUUCAACGUGCUGCUAACCUCGUUGCCCGUCAUCGCCCUGGGCGUCCUAGAGCAGGACGUCUCCUCCGACGUGUGCUUGCAGUUCCCAGCUCUCUACAAACAGGGCCAGCAAAACACAUGCUUCAGCUGGAAGAGAAUCAUCGGGUGGAUCUGCAACGCCGUCCUCGCCUCCCUCAUCGUCUUCACCCUAACCGUCUCCAUACUCUCCCCUUCCGCCUUGGACGGCCGCGGCAACCCGGCCGACAUCGAGCACAUCGGGACCAUCACCUACACCUGCUUAAUCUGGACCGUCAACUGCCAGAUCGCCCUCAUCAUCUCCCACUUCACUUGGAUCAGCCAUUUCCUCAUCUGGGGCAGCAUCCUCUGCUGGUACGUCUUCCUCUACCUCUACGGCGCCCUCUCCCCGGCUCGCUCGGGCAACGUCUACCACAUCUCGUCGGAGCAGAUAGGCCCCGCCCCGGCCUACUGGGCCACGACGCUGCUGGUGGUGGUGGCCUCCCUCAUGCCCUUCUUCCUCCACAUGGCCGUGCAGCGCUCCUUCUUCCCCUUAGACGAUCAUAUCAUACAAGAGAUGAAGCAUUCCAAGACGGAUGUAACCGAUAGCCCCAUGUGGCUCCGGGAGCAGGAGAAGUCGAAGCAGCUCACGCAGGUUGGCUACUCUGCUAGGGUUGAUGCCAAGAUCAGGCAUUUCAAAGACCAGUUGCACAGGAAGAGGAAGUCUUUCUAUUUAUCUGUCACAAAUAGUAGGCACUGAUCACAUAUAUCUCUCUCUUCUUCUUCUUCUUCUUCUUCUUCCUGUUUUUAGAUUGUAUUCAUUCAUUGUAAGUUGUAACUACUACAUAUAUAAAUUUGCUUCUGCCUUGCUAAUUACAGUUUAUGUAUAGAAACGUUAGUGUUGUUUUGGUUUGACUCA
Messenger RNA from Salvia miltiorrhiza (redroot sage), 4158 nucleotides. Its product is annotated as probable phospholipid-transporting ATPase 4. Gene Ontology annotation, biological process: phospholipid translocation. The record is from RefSeq and is a predicted model, not a curated record. The transcript is spliced from 9 exons. Lineage: Eukaryota; Viridiplantae; Streptophyta; Magnoliopsida; Lamiales; Lamiaceae. Gene Ontology annotation, cellular component: plasma membrane. Bases 292 to 3999 code for a protein of 1235 amino acids. Gene Ontology annotation, molecular function: ATPase-coupled intramembrane lipid carrier activity; ATP binding; ATP hydrolysis activity.